CACCGAGGUGUUUGUUCUUUGAAGUUUCUAAAUAGCUUUUCUUUUCAACAGUUUCUCAACUAUUCAUAGAGUUGGUAGUUAUCUUUACUUUUGUUUUUUUCAUUUAGUACCUGUUGGUGAUAGUAUGACUCUUGGCCUGACUAGAAGUAAUUCCUCUAGAAGAGGGUCCCAAAAUGAACCUAAAGCUUCUAGUGAUAACCAGGAAACUUUGAAUGGGAAAUUCGAAGACGAAAAUUUAUCGUCACUACCCUUUUCUUCUGCUGAAGAACUUCAAAAACAUGAAAUACUUUUGCAAAAAGAGUUUGAACAAUUAUCAGAAGAAUAUAUUGUUGCAAGAAAAUCAAGAAUUAAUCAUUUAUUAACAUCUUUAAAUCAUUAUAUAAAAAUAUUUAGCGAAAAUGAUAAAAACUGGACUAAAAUAUUUAAUUUUGAAUUAGAAACUAUUAAAAGUAUUAAAAUUAAUACUGAGAAUUUAAUUUUAUCAAAAUUAAAAUUAUCAAAUCCGAUCGAUAUAAUUGAAAAUUUAGAUGAAUAUGAGUUAGAGUUGAAUGAAUUAUUUAAUAACAUUCAGUCUCCUUUAGAUUUUGAUGAUAUUUUUAAAGUAAAUUCUUCUAAAUCAAAAGAAAUUCCUUUUGAAAAAAAUUUUAAAAAUUUUUUUAAACCUUUUGAAAAACAUUUAAAGUCAGUUUCUAAUGAAAAUAAUUAUCAGACUAAUUUGAUCAAAUCAAAUGUUCGUGGUAAUCAAAUGAUUUUAUGGAAACAGUAUUACAAUCAUGCAUUAUCUCAAAAAGAAAAACUUAUUAAUGAAACUUAUAAUGAAUUACAUCAACUUUAUAAAGAAUUUAAUCAUAUGGAUGAAUAUCAGCAAAUUGAAAAAGAUUGGAAGGCUUAUAAUAAAUCAAUCGUCGGUAUCAAUAAUUUAAAACCUUCUUCUGAAUAUCAAUCAAAUCAUGAUAUUUAUUACGAUGUUGAUAAUCCUUAUUUUAGAAAAAAUAAAAUAGAACUAACAAAUAUUAAACAAACAAUUUUAAAUGAUCUCAAUAAGUUUAACAAUCAGCAACGGAAUCAUGGCUCAGAUAAUUCGACAAUAUUAAAUUCUUGUUUUGGUUUAAGCUCGAAUGAAAUAGAUCAAGAUCUUUUAUCAAUAAGA
Molecule: messenger RNA, 1150 nt
Organism: Hyphopichia burtonii NRRL Y-1933
Lineage: Eukaryota; Fungi; Ascomycota; Pichiomycetes; Serinales; Debaryomycetaceae
Exons: 1
Source: RefSeq, a predicted model, not a curated record